UCAAAACACGUUGUCGUUGGCAUCCCUAGAUCCUGAUUUCUGCAGCGUCUUGGGCUUGGAGAGGAAAUGUCGUAAACGCCGCAUUUGGUUGUCGUUUCGACAAAGAGAAACAAAGAGGGUUAUCGAGUCAGAGUCCAAUUUUGGGGAGCGAUUGGAAAUUUGGAAUAAUCAUUCUAUCGAUCGAGAAAUGGGAGAGACGAGCUCCACCGUCGACGACGAUUUUCUUCUCAAAGCUUUCUUCGCCGAAGUCAGCGAGGUUGAGAGAGAUAACGAAGUCCUCAGGAUUUUGUCUUGCUUUAAGCUAAAUCCAUUUGAGUAUCUGAACCUACCAUUUGAUUCAUCGAUUGAUGAUGUGAAAAAGCAAUACCGUAAGUUGUCAUUGAUGGUUCACCCUGACAAGUGUAACCAUCCACAGGCAAAGGAGGCUUUUGGAGCACUAGCCAAAGCUCAGCAAUUAUUACUUGAUCAAAAUGAAAGAGAUUACCUUCUUAGCCAAGUUAAUUCAGCAAAAGAAGAACUUAGAGUCAAGAGGAAGAAGCAGUUGAAGAAAGAUACAGCAUCGAAAAUUAAGUCUUUGGUUGAAGAGGGAAAAUAUGACCAGCAAUAUGAAAAAUCAGAAGAGUUCCAGCAAGAGCUGAAAAUGAAGGUUCGUGAACUAUUAACAGAACAAGAAUGGAGGAGACGAAAAAUGCAAAUGAGGAUAUCAGAGGAGGAAGGCAGAUUAAAAAAGGAUGAAGAGGAACAAAAAGAGAUGUGGAAAAGAAAGCGUGAACAUGAGGAAGAGUGGGAAGGAACGAGAGAAAAGAGGGUGUCAAGUUGGAGAGAUUUUAUGAAGGGUGGAAAGAAGACUAAGAAAGGAGAAAUUCGCCCCCCAAAGCUCAAGACAGAAGAUCCCAACAAAUCCUAUGUUCAGAGACCGGUUAAGAGAGGUUAGGUCUGCCAUUAUGUUUGGAGGACUCAAUUGGUAGUCAAUCUAAUUACGGAGUCAAGAGGAUUCAUGCAUAUGCUGCCCUCUGCAUGGACUAUCUGUAAGCCUGUAAGAGUGUUCAUUGUUGUGCUCAUUGGAAACAUCUUGAAUCGAGUGUCCAUCCCCUCAAUCCCCUCAGCUGAAUGAAAUCCCAUUCUGGGAUUUGCACCUUCAUGGGAAGGACGUGUAUAGGUAGGUUCUAUUCUAUGCCAUAAUUAAUUAAUUUGGGGGAAGUAAGCCCAAAAUGAAAGGAUAAUUGAACAAAAGAAAAUAUAGGCCAUGUCUUGAUAGUUGUCUUGACUUUCUUGGUACAUUAGUGAAUCAGAUGCAUUGAUUUAUGACACUACCAAAAAAGUCAAAAUGAUUUAUCAAUAUGGAAUGCAGGUAAAAAUGUUAGGGGAAAGUAUUAGUUUUCUGGUGUAAUCUUGACAGAUGAAACGUUUUAGGUCACAUAAACAUGUAUACUUUGUUUCUGAAUAUAUUUGAUAAUGUUGAUAUUUUAGUCAAAAUGAAAAUCUCACUCAUCCAUUUUAUCUUAGACGAGUGUGUGUGCCAACUAGCUUGG
Arachis stenosperma is the source of this 1532-nucleotide messenger RNA. RefSeq lists its product as uncharacterized. The transcript has 9 exons. Bases 188 to 934 code for a protein of 248 amino acids. The record is from RefSeq and is a predicted model, not a curated record. NCBI's taxonomy places the organism in Eukaryota, Viridiplantae, Streptophyta, Magnoliopsida, Fabales, Fabaceae.